CAAUGCUGAGAGGGCUGAUAUAUUUUGUUCUUUUGCUUCACAGCUCUGUUAACACACAAGAUGGCCCCAUUAGGAUUUACUUCUCAGAGCGAACAAAAGGUAUUGUUCUUAAUGGAUCAGAUAUCCCUGCUCUGGGCUCCAUUUUAUGGGAAUGGACCCCUCACCAUCAACAACUGGCCACAAGGACAUUGGUCAGACUGAAGACCAAAGGGCAAGGAUGGAAAGCAGAGCAGUUUCAUCAAGAUAUGCAAAACAAUGAAACAAACUUCCACCUGAGAAAUGACUCUCUCGAUCUUUUAAUUGAAAAUGUGCUUGAAGCAGCUGGAUUAUUUACUUGUCGACAGACAGAACCUGAGGAGAAAAUACUGAAACAGUAUGAAAUAUUUGCUAUCACAGUUGAGCGAGAUCCUCGCUAUCCAUUUCAAGGCAGUGAUGUCUCCCUCAGUUGUACCAUCUCCAGACUUGAUGAUACAAUUACUCUUCAGCUGAAAUCUGGAGCCCUAUCUCAGCAGAACAGGACAAACAACUCAGAUCCAAUCCUACUGAAUAACACAGUCUACCUGAUAUUGCAAGAUAGUCAAAUCAAUGAUGAUAAACAAUAUUUAUGUGAAAUACAAGAUAAUGGAAGAACUGUUCAUUCUGUUCCGAUUGAAUUGACCUUCAGUCCCUCUGAUUUUGGUCGGCAGUAUACAAGUUAUUGGCCUAUUUUGGACAAUAAUUCACUGAACCUGAACUGUAGAUGUAAGUCGCAGUACAAUUUGUCCACGUGGACUUUGGAAAUUUACAAUCAAAGAAGAAUGAAGGUGAUAUCUUCUGAUAAUAAAGGCAAAAGGAAUGCAAGCAUCUCAAAGUUUCAGAAUCGAGUCGUCCAGCAACAUUUUAAUGGGAUGAACUUUCCUCUAAAGGUUUUUCCUGUACAGUUUGAAGACGCAGGAACUUACACAUGUACCAUGGACACAUUGGAAGCAGUGAAAAUCAAACUGAUCACUAUCCAAGUGACAGUGGUUCCCCCUUGCCCUCUGACUGAAGGAGACAAUGUUGAACUUCAAUGUUCUGUUUCUCAUGUCUGUAGUGCAACAAGGCUUGCUUGGAUGGAUAAUGGCAGGAAAGUUCUUGUGGAAGAAAAACGUUUCAAUCUCUCCAGUGAAGUAAACAACAGUCUGUCACUGUUUAUUCCAAAAAUUGGACAACAGAACAGAAGCUGGACCUGCCUUGUGUUUAAUGGGACUAUGCUAAAAUUUCAUAUCGUGCACAAACUGGCAGUUAAUGAAAAUAAUCAAUUUGCGUAUUUGAAUUAUAUUAUCAUUUUUGCCACUCUUGUGCUACUUCCAUGUUUCAUUGCUGCUAUAAUCAGGAUGAUCAAUGGGCCAGCUAAUGAAUGUCAAAGCGAACCCGACUUUGGUCAUGAAAUUUCAAACUCUGAGCCAAUUGCAGAAGAAAUUCAUUAUGCUUCUGUAAUUUUUCAAAAGAUGAGUCCAGGUCAUACCCUCAAUGAACAAUCUGAUGUCCAGCCUUCAGAAGAGAUUCCAGGAACUUCAGGUGGAAAUGAGUCAUCCAUAAUCUAUAGUACCAUAGUUACAUAGGACAUGCCAGUUCACGUGGAUAUUGAAAGAAGACAAAAUGGAAGAGACUUUUUUGUCAAAAUGUGGCUGAUUAUCACACAAGCAAUGUAUGUUUGGAUAUUAUCUUUUGAUUUCAGAGUGACAGUAAAAAAGACACCUGUAUGAAAGGUCCAGCAAUGUUGU
Messenger RNA from Hemiscyllium ocellatum (epaulette shark), 1745 nucleotides. RefSeq lists its product as uncharacterized. Gene Ontology annotation, biological process: T cell activation; interleukin-15-mediated signaling pathway; positive regulation of ERK1 and ERK2 cascade. Gene Ontology annotation, molecular function: MHC class II protein binding; protein tyrosine kinase binding. The record is from RefSeq and is a predicted model, not a curated record. The transcript has 9 exons. NCBI's taxonomy places the organism in Eukaryota, Metazoa, Chordata, Chondrichthyes, Orectolobiformes, Hemiscylliidae. Gene Ontology annotation, cellular component: external side of plasma membrane; membrane raft. The coding region runs from base 3 to 1583 and encodes 526 amino acids.